AUGGAGCUAGAGGGGCAGUGGUGGAAAGGACAGCUGGCUGCCGACAUCCACCAAGCGCUGCGCUAUAAGGAGCUGAAACUUCCCUCCUAUAAAGGCCAAUCUCCCCAGUUAAACCUGAGAAGAUACUUUGCAGACUUGAUUGCAAUUGUGAGCAAUCGCUUCAGACUCUGUCCUGCUGCCCGACAUCUCGCUGUGUACCUGCUGGACCUCUUCAUGGAUCGUUACGACAUAUCCAUUCAACAGCUGCAUGUGGUUGCUCUUUCCUGCUUGCUUUUAGCAAGCAAAUUUGAAGAGAAAGAAGACAGUGUGCCUAAACUUGAACAGUUAAACAGCCUGGGUUGUAUGACUAACAUGAACCUGGUAUUGACAAAACAGAAUUUGCUGCACAUGGAGCUGCUGCUGUUAGAAACCUUUCAGUGGAAUCUGUGCCUCCCAACUGCUGCUCAUUUCAUUGACUAUUAUCUCUCCGUCGCUGUUCAUGAAUCAGACCUCCAUGAUGGCUGGCCGAUGGUUUGCUUGGAAAAGACCAAGCUGUAUAUGGCAAAAUAUGCUGACUACUUUUUGGAAGUGUCUCUGCAAGAUCAUGCAUUUUUAAAUUAUGCCCCUUCGUUAGUGGCUGCUGCGUGUGUGGCUUCUUCAAGGAUUAUCUUGCGUCUUUCUCCAACAUGGCCAGUGCGACUCCAUCAUCUUACUGCAUAUUCCUGGGAUUUCCUGGUGCCAUGCAUUGAACGGCUAUUGGUUGCCCAUGAUAAUGAUGUAAAAGAAGCCAACAAGCAAAAAGGACAACAUAGUUCUCAGGCUGCACCACACAGUUUAUUUCAAACAACAACGCCUCAUCCUCCACAGCAGACACACCUACAGCCACACAUCCCCCAGUAUGUUCAAGCACAUCAAACUCCUCUUCAAUACCAUCAUCAAACAGGACAGCAGCAGAAUUGUCAGCAAAUAGUUUCAUCAGGGCACACGGCAUCUUACCCACUGCAGACUUGCCCAGGUGGUUUACAAGGUGGUAUUCAGGCUCGAGGUCAUAUACAGACUGCUACAGGGGUGUCACUUGCUGUACCCAUAGAAGUGAAGCCAUGUUUAAGUGUUUCCUACAACCGAAGCUACCAGAUUGCUGGACGUUACCCUUGUAUUACCCCUUGUUUUGAGAGGUGAUAACUAUAAAUUCAGCAGAACCCUACAUUCUGUCAGCAUCCCAGUAAUGAGGGAAGUAAUCCAUCACUAAUCCUUUAUACUAGAAGGGGAAAAGAUGGAAUAUAAAUCCUUUCAAAAAUGGUAGCUCAGCUCACAGAUUCUGCAGAUUUGAGCCCAUGAACAAGAAUGUUUGUUUGAGAGUGAUGGAAAGAUAAGUACUGCCAGAGUGCAGAAGUUCUGUUUUCAGCUGAAACCUUCCCUCAAAAACUGGACUGACUCCAAGAUUGUCUUCCCAGGAAGAGAUGCUGUGUAGUUUUUGAAGACCAGUUUCUACACAUCUCCAUACAGUAUUGAAUCAAACAUUAAAGUCCACCAAGUGCCAUGCUUUUCCAAACCAGGGAGAGCAAUGUGGAAGAGAGGAGUGAACCUCUUGGUCUAAAUUAGUAGUUCACUUCUCAUCCCUGUUAGCAGAUGAGGUUUAUAGUGUUAAAAUGUUCUUGGAUUAACCUUUUUUUAUGUCUUUAAAUUCAAAGUUAUUCUGUCUUUUGUUUUUGGAAACCAUUUAGAGGUAAACUUCAUACUAACUCAGGGAAAUAUCAAAAACUACUGUGAUACUGCUGUAUACCAUUUAAAGUAGUUCUUGGGUCUUUCUUGCUCAGGAUCACUGCGGUAGCAAAUACCAAAGGGAGUUGAGAUACUCAUCCAGAGUACUCCCUUAAUAUAAAAGAGUGCUUUGCAAUAACAGAUGGAAGAAUAGCAUGCUGUUUUUAAAUGGAGCCAAUAAUGAACCAUAGUCAACCACAGCUGAUGGAGUAUUGUUUAAUUCCCCUUCGUUUAUGCCACAAAUAUCAAAACAGGUUAAUUUUUUUUUGAUCGUAUGAAUUCCCAGUUCCUUGUGUGGGGGUACAGUUGAAAUGCUUAUAAGAAAUGCAGACUUGUACAUGACAGCUGUAGCAUAGGUAGGAAGAAAAAAAAUUAAAGUUCUCAGGUUGUACCAAGGCAGCUACGUUUCCUACAAGUAUACAUCUACCAGGAGGUUCUAUGUUCAUAUUAUUACUGACUUAAAAUAUCUUCCUGGUGUGAAUUAGGCAGUUAUGUUAAGGGUGCUAAUUACAUAGCUAUCAAAAUUGUUGAUAGUCUUUUGGUAUUUAAGUUUGUACUCCUGCCAGAAGCAGAAGAGUGCAAACAGGUGGCAAAGAUAAUAUAUGGAGAACCAUCUCCAGCUUGCACAAUUAGGUAAUUUAACUCCUUAUAUGAUGAGACUAAAUCCAUGGACUAGGAGUAUAGGGUAGUGCUUGCAUUCUGAAGGGUUGCUAAUACCUGUUUCUAAAUAAUAUUGGGUGAGAUCACAAUUCUAGAAGAUUUGUUUAAUGAUGGACUUUCCUUGGGAAAGAAAUUACUGUCUCCAAACACUUGACAUUUUGAGGAAAAAGGCAUAGCCUGAUCUUAAGAGGUAAAUGUAGUGCAAGAAAAAUAUUCUUUACUUUAGAGGAGAAGCAAUCCUCUGUAUUGGCAAUUACUUUAUACUAUAAAUAUAUUUUCAGGAUGACUAUUGGCAGAAAUGGGGAGUCACGUGGGCAACAUCUUUUAUAUGAUAGAAAAUGCCCUUGCUAUUUCUUACCUAAACUCAUUUUAGUAUUUCCCUGUUAUCUUUAUGUCUUCCAUGGGACAUAAAAAUGUGUAUAGGUAGAUAAAGAGAAGAAGGCAGGCAUUGUUCAAUGGUUUAAUUUGUGGUGUUUCAUUUUAUAUUUGGGGAUGGAAAAACUGGAGGAUGCAUCUUAAAGGGAAAGAUAUUCAUCUCAGUUUGCAAUACUUAAAACUCUUCAUCACUUAACUACCUCAAUAAUGCUUUGAAUGUACAGUCUUGUGGCAAUCCAUGACUUGAAAUAAUAGCAGGUUGCUUCAGCAAUUCUGAUAUUGGCUCCACUUUCAUCUUCCAUGUGCGAGAUGGCAAUGUAGUUACUAAUACAUCAGAGGAGUCUACUUUCUAGGCUUUUACACUCAUCUAUUAGCUAAUAAUUAACACUGGAAUUGUGGGUGGGGAGGGAAGGGUAAUUUGUCUAGUUAAAACAGCAAAGCUUCCAGGUAAUAGGGUGUUUUAUUUAAGUCACUAGACUUCAUUGUUAAAGGAUCCACUACAUGCUAUUGAAUUUGGGGAGCGUUUUUUACUUUUAUUUAUAGCCUUUUGAGUUUGACAUUAUAGCAUUAUCCUUAAAAUAGAAUAUGCACUGUGAACCAUUUCCAGUUUAAAAGGGGAGGGAGUUGAUCAUGCUCCACUGAAACCACACACUACUUGAAAUUCCGACUGCAGGUAUUAAAAUGUGUGUGUUGGGAGA
Messenger RNA from Eublepharis macularius, 3473 nucleotides. RefSeq names its product cyclin J (gene CCNJ). Gene Ontology annotation, molecular function: cyclin-dependent protein serine/threonine kinase regulator activity. NCBI's taxonomy places the organism in Eukaryota, Metazoa, Chordata, Lepidosauria, Squamata, Eublepharidae. Gene Ontology annotation, biological process: mitotic cell cycle phase transition; regulation of cyclin-dependent protein serine/threonine kinase activity. The record is from RefSeq and is a predicted model, not a curated record. The coding region runs from base 1 to 1158 and encodes 385 amino acids. Gene Ontology annotation, cellular component: cyclin-dependent protein kinase holoenzyme complex; cytoplasm; nucleus. The transcript has 5 exons.